UUUCAAAAACUUAUGUACAUUAUUAUAUAAGCAUAUAUUUUGGAUAAGAUAUAUUUAUAUAAAAAAGUUACUAUUAUAAUUAUUACGUGUUUCAUCCAAUUUCCUAGUGGUGAAAUAAUUAAUUAAAGAUGGGAAGGCAGCCUUGUUGUGACAAACUAGGUGUGAAGAAAGGGCCUUGGACCGCUGAGGAAGAUAAUAAACUCAUCAACUUUAUCUUAACUAGCGGCCAAUGUUGUUGGCGAGCUGUCCCUAAACUUGCGGGACUUCGUCGUUGCGGCAAGAGUUGUCGUCUUCGUUGGACGAAUUACCUUCGACCCGACUUGAAGCGUGGCCUGCUUAACGAGUCGGAGGAACAACUUGUUAUUGACCUCCAUGCUCGUCUGGGCAACCGGUGGUCCAAAAUCGCAGCAAGAUUGCCAGGACGAACAGAUAACGAGAUUAAAAACCAUUGGAACACUCAUAUAAAGAAAAAACUCAUAAAGAGAGGAAUUGAUCCCGUCACUCAUGAACCUCUUCAAAAAGAACUCCGCGACACGGAGACAUCAUCCUCUUCUCCUGUAGAAAACUCAUCGUCACAAUCUGAAAAUAAUAACCGCCCAUCACCUCCGGAAAGUGUCAACGGUACCACAGGAAGCUCGGAGGAGAACUCAUCAAGCGCCUCGCCCCCACUUGAAAACUGUUCAAGUAGUUUGAUUGGUGAGCCUGAAAAAUUGUUUGAAAGCCUAUGUGAAGAUGAAAAGUUAUUAAGCUACCUUCUAGGUGAUGAUGAGCCUCCACUUGUUGAUACAUCGACUUGGGAAUUACCCAACAACAAUAAUGCACAAAAUGUCGUCAAUGAAUACAAUGGCGGAUUUAGCUCUUGGGAUGAUUGUGCUAAAUGGCUACUGGAUUGUCAAGAUUUCGGUAUUCAUGAUUUUGGAUUCGAUUGUUUUAAUGAAGAUCCUAUGAGUGUCUUGGACACUACUUUUGAGGCGGGCAACAAACAACAAAAUUGAAGCUAAUUAAUAUGGUUCAAAUUAAGGAUAAUAAAGAUUGUGUUGUUCUAUAUGUCCACGGUUUAUAGAACAACACUAGUCCCUCUUGAGAACCAAAUUAAUUAGUUAAAGUGUCGUCCUGAUUUUUCGCCUUGUUGUAAUGAGAAAGGCCAGAAUGAUAACCGAAGCGAUGGAAAUCGCUAUUGUCUUGUUGUAUAUCAUACGCCUUUCUAAGUAGCUAGUUUUCUUUAUAGGUAUUUUAGUGUUACAAUGAUGGUUGAAGAAAACUCGAGUCUUUAACUAAAAGAGAUUUCUCACCAUCAAUUAGGUAAUUUAUCAAAGUGGGCCAAAAGCCAAGUAGCUACAUAGGAAAGAAAAAAACAUAGUGAAAUGGCAACAACUUAAUGUCAAAAAUCAAGAACUUAAUGGUUCUUUGUAAAUAAUAAAAGUUCUUGUACGCGUCCUUUUUUGUUGAAAUAAUAUAUUCCAUAUUUUUCGUUGACAA
Molecule: messenger RNA, 1479 nt
Organism: Erigeron canadensis
Lineage: Eukaryota; Viridiplantae; Streptophyta; Magnoliopsida; Asterales; Asteraceae
Product: MYB-like transcription factor ODO1
Exons: 2
Coding region: 129-995 (288 amino acids)
Source: RefSeq, a predicted model, not a curated record